This is a messenger RNA of Branchiostoma belcheri (Belcher's lancelet), 459 nucleotides long. RefSeq names its product contactin-5-like. The record is from RefSeq and is a predicted model, not a curated record. Gene Ontology annotation, cellular component: axon; plasma membrane. NCBI's taxonomy places the organism in Eukaryota, Metazoa, Chordata, Leptocardii, Amphioxiformes, Branchiostomatidae. The transcript is spliced from 3 exons. Gene Ontology annotation, biological process: dendrite self-avoidance; homophilic cell-cell adhesion; axon guidance. Bases 1 to 459 code for a protein of 152 amino acids. Gene Ontology annotation, molecular function: cell-cell adhesion mediator activity.
AUGCCAGCCCCCCAGGCACCACAACUUGUGCUGUUCGAGACAGUCCAGUACAAGAAAAGAGGCGACAAUGUUCUCAUGGAGUUCUUCGCUUAUGGGAAUCCUACCCCGACUCUUGGCUGGCGCCGAGUUGAUGCCGUGGGCGGCAAUCCGGUGGAGUUCCCGGCGAGCGCAAAGUACGAGCAGUGGAACCGCGCCAUGACCCUGGCCAACGUGAAGGUCGAUGACCAGGGAUUCUAUGAGGUCACGGCUACCAACACACAGGGGACUGACGUCAAAACAGCGCAGCUUAUCAUAGAAGACGUUCCAAAAUAUAUCAAGAGGUUGGAAACCCAGAACCUGGACCAGGCGCCUGGAGAGGACGUCAACUUGGAAGUGACAUGGCAAGACGACGGCAGGAACCCAGUCACUCCUUCAUGGUAUUACAACGGACAGGUAGGUCCUCUCAUUGACUGUCAAUGA